AUGGCGCGUAAUGAGGAGAAAGCGCAGUCGAUGCUCAACAGGUUCGUCACCAUGAAAGAAUCGGAGAACAAGAAGCCCAGGGAGCGUCGACCUUACCUCGCCUCUGAAUGCCGCGAUCUCUCGGAGGCAGACAGAUGGAGGCAGCAAAUCCUGCGAGAGAUCGGUAAAAAGGUGCAGGACAUUCAGAACGAAGGAUUGGACGAGCACCGACUCCGAGAUCUGAACGACGAGAUCAACAAGCUUCUCAGGGAGAAGUAUCACUGGGAGCGGCGAAUCGUGGAGCUAGGCGGUCAGAACCACACGAAACACGGGGCGAAGAUGACGGAUCUGGACGGAAACAUCAUCGACGUCCCGAACCCUAGCGGCCGUGGUCCUGGGUAUCGCUAUUUCGGCGCCGCCAAGAGACUUCCGGGAGUGAGAGAGCUCUUCGAGAAACCUCCGGAGCUGAGGAAGCGGAGAACGAGGUACGAUAUAUACAAGAGGAUAGACUCUAGCUAUUACGGGUAUAGAGACGAGGAAGACGGGAUAUUGGAGAAUUUGGAGAAGAAUUCGGAAGGAGGGAUUAGGAAGGUGUCGUUGGAUGAGUGGCGGAGAUUGGAUGAGGUUAGGAGGGAGGCGAGGAAAGGGGCUGCGGAGGUUGUGAGCGUAGGAGCUGCAGCUGCGGCUGCGAAGGAGGUGUUGUUUGAGGAGGAGGAGGAUGUGGUGGAGGAGGAGAGGAUGGAGAAGGAGAGAGAGGAGGAGAAGGUGAGGGAGUUUGUGGUGCACGUUCCGUUGCCUGACGAGAAGGAGAUUGAGAAGAUGGUGUUGGAGAAGAAGAAGAUGGAUCUGCUUAGUAUGUAUGCUAGUGAAGAUUUGGUUGAGCAGCAGAGUGAGGCUAAAGCCAUGCUCAAUAUCCAGAGAUAG
Molecule: messenger RNA, 903 nt
Organism: Microthlaspi erraticum
Lineage: Eukaryota; Viridiplantae; Streptophyta; Magnoliopsida; Brassicales; Brassicaceae
Source: the annotation of a GenBank genome assembly